Messenger RNA from Oldenlandia corymbosa var. corymbosa, 1858 nucleotides. The record is from the annotation of a GenBank genome assembly. NCBI's taxonomy places the organism in Eukaryota, Viridiplantae, Streptophyta, Magnoliopsida, Gentianales, Rubiaceae.
UAUAUAUAUAUAUAUAUAUAUAUAGCAGCCUCUUACCGUAAAAAUAUUCACAAAGAAGAAGAAAUGGGUUAUAAUACCGAGAAAGACGAGCCAUUAACUCCGGCCGGCCGGAUGUUCCUGCAGCCGGAGAUGAACACGAUCAUAACUUGCGCAAUCGGGUUGAAGAACCCGAUCGAUAUCGGCGCCAUAAGAUCCGAAGUCAAGGCCUCCGUAAUGCUCAAACAACCCAGAUUCACCAGCCUUCUAGUCCGCGACUCAAACGGCCGGGAACACUGGCGGAGCACCCAAAUCAACGUUGACCGGCACCUGGUCAUCCGGCCCGAACCCGUAACGGAGGACCCGUCAGUUUCCCCGGAGGACGCCGUCAACGAGUACUUGGCCGAUCUUUCCGUUUCGUGUCCGCUCAGCACCGACAAGCCGUUGUGGGAAAUCCACCUCCUGAUGGCCCAUAACUGCAUCGUCCUCCGUGUUCACCACGCGCUUGGAGAUGGGAUCUCGUUGAUGUCCAUGUUCUUGUCGUGUUGCCGGAGAGCCGAUGACCCGGCCCAGACGCCGACCAUCGGCGGUUUGGGGACUUCUUCUUCUACUGCUGCUUCCGGCGAGGAGCGCCGGAGGAGAAGGCGGAGCUUGUGGACGUUGUUGAAUGUGGUUUGGUACACGUUGGUGUACGCGGUUGAGUUUUGUCUGAGAAGCAUGUGGCUGAAGGAUAAGAAGACCGCCGUUAGUGGCGGAGCUGGGGUGGAGCUCUGGCCGAGGAAAUUGGAAACCGCUAAGUUCGUGCUUGAUGACAUGAAGAUUGUCAAAAAAGCGGUUGUUGGCGCGACUAUAAAUGACGUACUUUUUGGAGUUGUCUCAUCCGGGCUCUCGAAAUACCUAAGCAUCCGAUCAUCACCUGAAGCUUUACCAGAGGGACGUAAGAUGACUGGACUUUCUAUGGUAAACUUGAGACCACAGCCAGGGUUGCAGGAUAUGACCAAGUUGAUGGAUGAAAAAUCAAAAACUCGAUUCGGUAACCAGUUUGGGAUGCUGCUAUUGCCUGUUUAUUACCACAAAAAUGAAUCGGAUCCUCUCCAAUUUGUAAGAAGAGCUAAACAAAUGAUCGACAAGAAGAAGCUUUCACUCGAGGCCUUAUUCUCCUACAAAAUUGGGGACUUUGUUAUGUCCAACUUUGGACCCAAGUUGGCUUGCAAGCUUAAUUAUAGGAUUGUGUGUAACACAACAUUCACAAUCUCGAAUGUGAUUGGCCCUAAGGAAGAAAUUACAGCAGUUGGCAACCCAGUUACUUAUCUCAGAGCAAAUUCCACCAGCCUACCACAUGCUAUCACGAUGCAUAUGGUGAGUUAUGCUGGGAAGGCUGAUAUGCAAAUUUUAGUGGCAAAGGACAUAAUCCCAGAUUCCCAACUUCUGGCUAAGUGCUUUGAAGAUGCUUUGCUUGAAAUGAAGGAGUUUGCAGUUGCUUCUGAAAAGGGCGUGAAGUAGAAGAUACAAUAAUUCAUCAUGCACAUAUAUACAUAUAUACACACAACAAUACAGAAGGCAUUAAUCAACAAUAUUGAUUGAUCUAGAUGCGCAUAUAUAUAUAAUACAAAUACAGGAUGGUAUGAAGAUCGAUGAUCAACACAUUAUGAUCAGGCAAAUUCAGUCUCAAGUGUUCUUGCCUGAGUUAAAUUUGUAUUAAUUGCCAUGAAAGAAUGAACAUAAGGAUUUAUGAAUGGUCAUGUAGCUUUUCAUUGAAAUUGAUUCACUUAUUGAAUUCAGAAGAGCAAUUUAUUUGAUUAUCAACUCAAUGCCCCUUUGGCAAGCCCAACUACGCAAGAAAUCUUAUUUGUAUCAUUCAAAUUCAAAAGAGGCCUUUAUG